Molecule: messenger RNA, 1768 nt
Organism: Cololabis saira (Pacific saury)
Lineage: Eukaryota; Metazoa; Chordata; Actinopteri; Beloniformes; Belonidae
Product: PTB domain-containing engulfment adapter protein 1-like
Exons: 6
Coding region: 88-603 (171 amino acids)
Source: RefSeq, a predicted model, not a curated record
ACCUCUUCCUGCUGCGCUUUUAUUUACCUGCGUCCAACUGAGCCUCUUCCUGGUUUACGUGGCGAAGGCUGAGCGCAGGACGCCAACAUGAGCGACAUUUCAGAGGAAGACACCGAGAUCUCUUUUCCUGUCAAGUUCCUGGGCCGGGUGGAGGUGCUCCGCCCCGACGGACUGCAGGUCCUGGAGGAAGCGGCCCGGAGUCUGAAGACAUCGGAGAGCGACUCGUCGGAAAAGGCGGCGAAGAAGAGCCGGGUGCACAUCUUCCUGUCUCUGAGUGGCAUCGACAUUUUGGAAAACAAAACCAAGUUCCUGCUGUACACCUGCCCGCUGGCCACCGUGUCCUACUGCGCCGUGCUGCCGUCCUCUGCCCGGGUCUUCGGCUUCGUGGCCCGCCACCCCGCCGCCGACGUGUACCACUGCUACCUGUUCCAGAGCAAGAAGUUUGCCCACGUGAUGGUUUCCGCUGUCGGCGACAUCUUCCGGGCUUCCAAGAAGGAGGAAACCGUGAGAGGAGGCCGAGACCUGAUAGUGGAGGCGCUGAGACACAAGAAUAAAGUGCUGCAGAAGGAGAACGCCGAGCUGCGGAGGAGGCUGGCAGCGUAAACCAACCAGCAGCUCAGUCCAGGGCUGGGGAUCCAUUCAAAUGUCAACAAUCAAUUCGAUUCCGAUUCUUAAGAUUCAGAAUCAAUUACCAGGAUUUGAUUCGAUUCGAUCCGAUAUUGAUUUGGGUUAGUUUUAAUAAAACUGUUUUUUGAGCUGUUGCCUGAAUUAUAUGACUGUAGUUCUGCAACAUAUUAAUACUAGUGAGAUUCAACAGCAAGUAUUGGCAGCUAAUGAUGCUGUAAGGACCAAUCAACAGAUCCAGGGCAGCAAACAGAGACGUAUGAAAUUGGUUUUAUUUUUUUCCCACAUUUCCUUUUUUAUUUUUUCAAUUUUCUGUGUUUUUCGUUUUUUAAUUUUUGAGAAUUUGGUUUUUAGCAUUUUAUGCAAAUGUGACCCCAAGACAGUAUAUAAAGUAAUGAAAUAUAGACAAUUUAUGCAAUUAUAACUGAAAACUAUAAUGUUUUCAUAGAUUUAAACAUAUUUAAAGACAAAAACAUGACAGUAGUUAUUCUCGUGUCCAACAAAACAUUCCUUUUUUGGGCAUAAACCAAAAAAUUCAAAAAGUUAUUUGUAUGAAAUAAAUGACUAAGAAAUAAAUAACUCAAAUAGGCCUUUCAACAUCCAUUUAAAGUGCAAAAAAAGAAAGGAAUUGCAACAGCUCAACAGCGGAUGUGUGAAUUAAAUGACGUCACUACUGGGAUUAAAGUUCACCGGGUGAAAAUGUAAUAAUAAUAAAAAAUCGAUCUUUUGACAUACAAAUCGAUUUUUAAUCGGAAAAUCUUUUUUUUUCAACCCAGGCCUAGCUCUGACUCAAGUCCUGAACCUCGACCUGCAACGUUUCCCCUCAAUGAUAUUUCUUUUUAAUUGGAGGAGGGAAGGUUGUACAUCCCUGCUGAUUUUUUGCUCCGUGCUUCAUGUGUAAUUGUCUGUAGUGUUUGACUUUAGAUUCAUGUUGCUGCAACACUGAAAGCUACCACUGGAGGGCGGCAGCAGGACGCUGAUGGAUGCUGACACAGCUGCAUUCCAGCAGCUCCUCCACCAUUCUUGGUGUAAAUUUCUGUCAUAUUUCAAGGGCUGAUGUAUUUACCCUCUGCAUCUGAUGCUGGAAAGCUUGUUAAUGGAUUGUUUAAAACCUGUGUGUGAUGAAUAAAACUGAAUUUGGCUG